AUGAAGCUCCUCCACCCUCGGGCUCUACUAGCUGCCUCGCGGAGCGUGAGGUCAUGUAGAGAAAGCGGACACAUAUAUACAAAACCUCAACACUCAAUAUCCUCACAAUACCUAUUACAGCAAUGCCGCUCCCGAGCUUUCACCACCAAGUCAUCUCCGGCGGCGACCCCAUCAUCAACCACGGACUCCAACCAAGAUGAGCAACCCUCCCUCUCAACGCAAGUCCGCCUCCUCAUGCGCCGAGCCCCCUACCCCGUCGCUAUAAUCACCUCUACCGAUCCAAACCCGCCAACCGCUUCCCCACCGCCCACACCCACAGCCACACCCUCCUCCAGCUACACCUCCCAGUUCCGCGGCAUGACAGUCUCCUCCUUCAACACCGUAACACUCACGCCGCAACCCGUAAUCUCAUUCAAUGUGCGCCGCCCCUCCGAAACACUGCACGCUCUGUUAUCGUCCGGUCGAUUCCUGGUACACCUGCUGGCAACUAAUCAAGCGACCGCCAGCCUGGCGCGGGACUUUGCACGCGGGAACCAGAAUCUUGCGCUGGGGGAGGGCAUGUUUGAGUUUGUGGGGGUGAAGCCUUCAUCUACUGCUUCCGAGACUGGGACAGAGAUUGUUGGUGCUAAAGAGGGCGAGGGCCCUUCAAUACCGCCUCUGCCGAUGCUUCGGCAGAGGAAAAGUACCGACACGUCUAGGUCCGGACCGGGGUCGGAGUCUAACCUCUUCCCGUUUAUAUUCGAGUGUCGACUUCUCCCGGAGAGCGUAGUCGAUGUCUACGACCAUACUAUUGUCGUCGGAACGAUUGUCCGGGCAAUCACCAGCUCCAGCGCUGGCUCCACCUGUGGCAAUGCUGAGAUUCCGUCGGAGGAUCUGUGCUUGACAUAUGCGAACACCAAGUUCUGGGAGAUAGGAAAGGAGGUGGUAUAA
Messenger RNA from Aspergillus mulundensis, 930 nucleotides. RefSeq names its product flavin reductase family protein. Lineage: Eukaryota; Fungi; Ascomycota; Eurotiomycetes; Eurotiales; Aspergillaceae. Gene Ontology annotation, molecular function: riboflavin reductase (NADPH) activity; FMN binding. The transcript has 2 exons. The record is from RefSeq and is a predicted model, not a curated record. The coding region runs from base 1 to 930 and encodes 309 amino acids.